This is a messenger RNA of Acanthochromis polyacanthus (spiny chromis), 2298 nucleotides long. RefSeq names its product dynein axonemal assembly factor 1 (gene dnaaf1). Gene Ontology annotation, molecular function: protein binding. The transcript is spliced from 2 exons. The record is from RefSeq and is a predicted model, not a curated record. The coding region runs from base 245 to 2068 and encodes 607 amino acids. NCBI's taxonomy places the organism in Eukaryota, Metazoa, Chordata, Actinopteri, Pomacentridae.
CAACAAACUACAUCCGGUCCUCCAAAGCGGCCAUAGCCUAAUGACCACGCGUUACCAUGGAGACAAACAUAAACUGUAAGUAACGUUAGCUAACGGAGUUGAGUCGGCUUUUGAGUGAUAUUCAUCAGAUUAGGCAACUAACAAACUGCCAUUAAGCUUAUAACAAAACAUCAAAUUUUACUUUGGCUUCCUCUGCUCGCUUUUUUGUCUAUUUUUUUUUUUUUUUUGCGAUUUUCAAGAAACAAUGGAAGGGAAAUUGGUGAUAGAAAGUCAGAUCCGAGGAGGAGAUGCCCAGAAAACUUCUGCCAUUACAAAGGAAGCAGCUCAAGAUGACUUGGAAAAUAGCAAGCAAAUGGAAAGCUCACCUCAAGAGAAAAAGGAAAAAUAUUCAUUGCCGCAAAUGACCAAGAAAUUCCUGAAAGACCACUGUAAGCAAAAUAAGCUUUACUCCACACCUUGCCUGAAUGAUACACUGUAUCUCCAUUUUAAAGGUUUCUCCACAAUUGAGAACUUAGAGGAGUACACAGGACUGAAGUGUCUCUGGCUGGAAAGUAAUGGCCUACAGCGCAUUGAGAACCUGGAUGCCCAGGCCGAUCUACGCUGUUUGUUCCUUCAGCAGAAUCUCAUACACAAGUUGGAAAACCUGGAACCUCUGAAAAAGCUCUGCACCCUGAAUGUCUCCAACAACUACAUACACGUCAUAGAGAACAUCUCCUGUCUUCCUGAGCUGAGCACUCUGCAGAUUGCCCAUAAUAAGCUGGAAACUGUGAGGGACAUUGACCAUUUGAGUCAGUGUCCAGCCAUUAGUGUGUUGGACAUGUCCCACAACCUGCUAUGUGAGCCAGAGAUCCUUCCUGUGCUGGAGGCAAUGACAGAGCUAAGAGUGCUGAAUCUGAUGGGAAAUGAGGUGGUGAAAAAAGUCCCAAACUACAGAAAGACCAUGAUUGUGCGCCUCAAGCAGCUCACUUUCCUUGAUGAUCGCCCUGUGUUUCCCAAAGACAGGGCAUGUGCAGAGGCUUGGGCAGUAGGAGGAUUGGAAGGGGAGCGGAAGGAGAGGGAGCAGUGGGAAACAAGAGAGAGGAGGAAAAUUCAGGACAGCUUGGAGGGAAUGGCGAUGAUUCGAAAAAAGGCUCUGGAGAGACGACGCCUUCGAGAGCUACAGGAGAAAGGGGAAACUGAUGCUCCCAGCACUUCAGAGGCUCCUAGUGAGGAAAACAACACCCAGAUUUUCACAUCUUCCCAAGAUGAGAAGAUUGAAGCUUUUGUGCAGGACUGUAUGGAUGCCCAUGAAGAGUUUUUACAGUGUCAGUCAAACCAGGACCUCAGUGAACAUCAGCCAAACAGCGACCGUGGAGAAUCAGAGCAGCUAGGUCAAGUGCUGCAGACAGAGGGGGAAGAGAAAGAUGAGCAGCACCAAUCAGAGAUAGAGCAGUCUGUGAAAGAAGAGAAAGAAAGUGUGAAUCCAGAGGAGUCCGCACAAGAGCAAGAAAGUGCAGCAGGAAAUAUCUUAGAGACAGAGAAAGUAGAAGAUGAUAAGCAACAAGACCAGUCACGUGGAAUCCAGUUCAAGAGAAAUGACACAGUGAGAGAGCAGUGGGAGAACAAACAGCCUCCUCUGGUCAGGGCAACUCCUCCUAAAGCAGACGAGGUCCUACAUGUCCCUGGACCACUGGUCACAGAGCUGGAGGACACAGAGCAGCUGGAAACCAUUCAACUCCAAAGUCGUGAGCUAUGUAUUGAUGACCUGCCUGACUUGGAGGAUGUGAAAACAGAGGAUUUUCCCGGAAUUUUCUCCUCUCAGCAAGUGUUCAAACCAAAAAUAGAAGUAAUAUCAGGAGGCAGCGAUGACGAAGAACCAGUGGGUGUUGAGAGUAACAGCAUGUCCACCUUCGGUUCAGAUAACAAGUCUUUGUUCCUAAUGAGUGGCUGCAACAAAUCAACUGGUGUCUCUUGCAAUACGUCGCUGGUGUAUCCAGAAGAUGAGGACGAUGCCAUUACCCUCCAUGAAAAAUCCAAAACAAAGCAAACCUCAUUUCCACCACGAUGCCUGAUUGAAGAGCUCGACUAAUGCUUUCAAAUUUGAGAGCAUUUUUAACUAGAUAAGCCCUGCCUUAACAGCAGCAGCUUCAAAUAAAACCGAAUGUAAUGCAACCAAAAAAUGUAAAGCUUUAAUUGAAAAAACAUGUAGUCUGUCAAAAUAGUAACAAGAAAUUGUUUAACAUAUGUGUUAAAGAAUUUCAUAGUCCUUGUGUUGUAUGGUUGUCAUUCUUCUGUGGUAACAAUAAAUCGUACCUUUAU